Molecule: messenger RNA, 213 nt
Organism: Gongylonema pulchrum
Lineage: Eukaryota; Metazoa; Nematoda; Chromadorea; Rhabditida; Gongylonematidae
Source: the annotation of a GenBank genome assembly
CGUAAAGCAAGUGACGCAUAUGAAUAUGCAGGAGAGAAGAAGGAUGAAGCUAAGAGUUUGAUGAAACGAAUCGCAAGCGCAGCAUUGAACUACGGCCAAUAUGCAUCAGACAAAGUUAAGGAUGCAUACGAUACGGCUGACCAGUUCACAGAUAGCGCUAAGGAUGCGUGGCGCAGUACUAAGGAACAUGGUAUCAACACUGUGCCUGAAUAA